Molecule: messenger RNA, 735 nt
Organism: Cricetulus griseus (Chinese hamster)
Lineage: Eukaryota; Metazoa; Chordata; Mammalia; Rodentia; Cricetidae
Source: RefSeq, a predicted model, not a curated record
CAAAUUUAGGGAUUGGAGGUGACCCCUGACAACUGAGCCUGACACUUGACAACCAGCUGAAAGACAGUCUUUGUUCUUAGGCCACAGCUCCCCCCUCCCCCACAGUGACCUCAAACUGUUUACUAAGCUUCUCCUCAGACCCAGAGACCCUCUGUGAUGGCCCUUGUUGCCCUAGUGGGGAGCAUCAUUCUGUUGUUCCCGCUGAUCUUCAGGGCAUCCACGUGGGCAUGUCUCUCCUGCUUCACCACCUAUGAGGAACGCCUCCGUGUCUGCCAGACGUUUGUGAACACUGGCCCCAAGCUGGGCCAGUGUAAAGAUGCGCUCACAGAUGCCUUUCAGGGGCUCUCAGACACGGAAAUCAACUACGAUGAGAGGAGUCACCUGCAUGAUGCCUUUACAGAGAUGAUGUUCUCCCUCCAGGAGGUGGCCGCAGCUCAGGGGUCCUUUAUGGCUGCCUUCCCCACUGCUGCUGCAAAAAUGAAGAAGUUCAUAAAACAGCUUAAAAAAGUCCAGGACUGCGUCCCUCCUUGUGGCGUCCAAGAGGUCACUAGGCGUUUCUUCUGCUGGGGUUGCUUUUCCACAAUCUGCGAACUCCCUCUAGACUGUCCAGUCCAGGAUGUGACGGUGAAGCGAGGGGACCAGGCUUUGUUUUCUUGUGUCGUGGGCUUCCAGUUGCCAGAAUCGGAGCUCACUUAUUCCUGGAAAUUCGCGGGAGGAGGUGUGAGUCGGGACAGG